This is a messenger RNA of Sodiomyces alkalinus F11, 2058 nucleotides long. RefSeq lists its product as hypothetical. Bases 82 to 1758 code for a protein of 558 amino acids. Lineage: Eukaryota; Fungi; Ascomycota; Sordariomycetes; Glomerellales; Plectosphaerellaceae. The record is from RefSeq and is a predicted model, not a curated record. Gene Ontology annotation, cellular component: nucleolus. Gene Ontology annotation, molecular function: GTP binding. The transcript has 2 exons.
UUUUUUUCUCGCAGCGGUGACCACGGACCAAAGACGGCAAAAAGGUAAUCACACCGUCAACAAUACCCCGAACGAAAAACCAUGGCCAACGCGAUCAACAAGCCAAAGAGGCCCAAAUCCAAGCGGCAGCCCGCCCGCUUGCGCCAUAAGAUCGAGAAGGCAUCAGCGGCCAAGCAAAGGAAACAGAAGAAGUUGGCCAAGAAGAACCCGGAAUGGCGCUCCAAGUUGAAGAAGGACCCCGGCAUUCCGAACCUUUUCCCCUACAAGGAGAAGAUGCUCCAAGAGAUCGAAGAGAAGCGCGCCAGGAAACAGGAGGAGGCCCAGAAGCGUCGAGAGAUGGCCAAAGCUGCAAAGACGGGUGCCGCAACGCAAGAAGAAGAGGAUGAUGCGGACCAGAUGGAAGACGCGGACGAGGAUGCCGAGUUCGACGGUGCGGAUUCCGACAUGAUGGUGGACGAGGAUGGCGACGAGGAGGUCGACGAAUCGAAUCCCAUGGCAGCGCUCCUGGCAAGCGCGAGGGCGGCCGCUGAGAAGUACGACCGAGAGUUGCAGGACGACGGCAUGGACGACGACGGCGAUGGCGAUAGUGAGGACGGCCAGCCGCUGGUCGACCCGGCAUUCAAGAACGCCACCUCGCGCAAGGCCUACGACAAGGUCUUCAAACAGGUCGUCGAACAAGCCGACGUCAUCAUCUAUGUGCUCGACGCCCGCGACCCCGAAGGCACAAGAUCACAGGACGUCGAACGCAGCGUCAUGGCCGCCGCCUCCGGAGGCAAGAGGCUCAUCCUCGUCAUCAACAAGAUCGACCUGAUCCCCCCCAAGGCUCUGAAAGGCUGGCUUGCCCACCUGCGCCGAUAUUUCCCCACUCUACCGCUCCGCGCCUCGAACCCGGCCCCCAACGCACAGACCUUCAACCACAAGGACCUGACCGUGCAAAAGACCUCCGCCGACUUGUUCCGGGCCCUCAAGUCCUACGCCGCCAGCAAGCAGCUCAAGAGGGCCAUCUCCGUCGGCGUCAUCGGCUACCCCAACGUCGGCAAGUCGUCUGUCAUCAAUGCCCUGCUGGGGAGGCUAAGCGGAGGUAGGGGAGGCAACCCCUCCAAGGCCUGCCCGGCGGGCGCCGAGGCAGGCGUGACCACCAGCAUCCGCGCCGUCAAGAUCGACAGCAAGCUCACCCUCCUCGACUCCCCCGGUAUCGUCUUCCCUUCGUCGUCGACCUCCACCUCGGCCGGAGGCGGCCUCGUCUCCCUCAAGAACGCCUCCGAAGCCCGCGCCCACCUCGUCCUCCUCAACGCCGUCCCGCCCAAGCAGAUCGACGACCCCAUCCCGGCCGUCACCCUACUCCUGAAGCGUCUCUCCGCAUCCGCCGACCUCAUGCAGAAGCUUCUCGACGUCUACGACCUGCCGGCUCUCCUCCCCAGCGCCUCGUCUUCCGGCGGCCCCGACAUGACCACCGACUUCCUCGUCCAGGUCGCCCGGAAGCGCGGACGCCUCGGCCGCGGUGGCGUUCCCAACUUACAUUCGGCCGCCAUGACCGUCAUCAACGACUGGCGGGACGGUCGCAUCCAGGGCUGGGUCGAGCCGCCGGUCCUGGCCACCACCGACAACGUCUCCUCGACGGCGCCGACGGGAGUUGAUGCGCCCGCUCCGGACCAGAAAGUUAUCGUCACGGAAUGGGCCAAGGAGUUCAAGAUUGACGGCUUGUGGGGAGACGACGGUGAGGGUGAGGCGCCGGAGACUGACGCCAUGGAGCAAUGAUACAUGCUAUGAGAGGGUUUGGGGUUGAAAGACUGUGGGCUCUACUUUACUUUCCGGGUUGAUAGAUACCUUUCCUUUCUUUUGAUCUCUCAGACUGCGUGGUAAGGCGUUAUAAGGUACAAAAAGGGGCCAAUACAUAUGGGAACUUUUGGUUUGAACGACGGUAUACUCGUCUUCAUUUUCAACACAUUGAAUGUUCGCUGUAGCCACAGAUGUUCACAUAAUUAGCCAAACCCUCCCGCUUCUUCCUCUUUGGUUCUCCUCCCCAAGCACAGCUCUUCAAUCGAUUUCUCUGCGCUU